This is a messenger RNA of Venturia canescens, 5174 nucleotides long. RefSeq names its product artichoke (gene atk). Lineage: Eukaryota; Metazoa; Arthropoda; Insecta; Hymenoptera; Ichneumonidae. The transcript has 8 exons. The coding region runs from base 372 to 5174 and encodes 1600 amino acids. The record is from RefSeq and is a predicted model, not a curated record. Gene Ontology annotation, cellular component: extracellular matrix. Gene Ontology annotation, molecular function: protein binding.
UUCGAGUGCUCCCACGUUCUUGGACAGUGUACAUUCGUCCUUUGAGCAAAACAGUGACUCGUGCACAAAGAAUCGUGUCGCCGAAGCAUUUUUUUCAACGAACAUGCGACCUGUCGAACACGCUUUUUUGUUUACUCCUUUUUUUAUCGCAGCUUCCACCUGCUUUUGAGUGCAAUCGCGAGUGUCGAACUAACGAGAAGGAUAUGUCAUAAUCGGAGAUGCCGGCGCUCCGAUAACGCGAAAAUUGCCAGUCCGCGCACUCGCUCGAGGAACAGGAAACGAAAAGCGAGUCGAGGCCAAGAACAACGAGAAACAGGAAGGACGACAGUUUUGCCAACGUCGAAACGCCAACGCGCUGUUACAAAUGCGUUAUGGGUAAACCACCGGAAGGUGGAGCUUCGCUACUGACGACAACGUCAUGCCUCUUUGCACUGUGCUUCGCUCUCGGGAGCUUCGCCAGCGCACAAAUCGUCCAGGAACACGGAUGCCCCGCGCAAGAAAAUAUUCUCCCGUGUCGGUGCUCCACCAGGGGCAUGGAGUUUCAAAUAUGGUGCAGCCACAGCGAGCUGCCGAGCGUACUGGAAGGGUUGAAGGCCGUGAGUCACUACGUGACGCGUCCGGUCGACGAGUUGAUACUGGAGAACAACAAUUUGCCGAGUUUGCCAGGGAAGGUUUUCACGAGUUUGCGGGUUUUGCGGCUGAUGUUGCGUAACAACCGGUUGGAGCGUGUUUCGUCGAGCUGGUUGGAGGGUCUGCACGAUUCGCUGCUGGAGUUGUUCAUAGUCGAGCCGGAUUUGCGAUCGCUGCCGAUCGACAGCCUGGAGAAUUUGGGGGGUUUGGAGGCGAUCACGUUGCAGAGCAGGUCGAUGAAGCGGUUGCCGCGGUUCUCGGGGCUGACGAAGCUGCGCUACCUCCAGGUGAACUCGCCCUCCCUGGUGGAGCUGUCGCCCCUGAAUUUCCGGAGUUUGCCGAGCCUUGAGCAGCUCCACGUGUUCGGGAGUCCGAGACUGGCGCGGCUGGAGGCCGGACUGCUGAGGAACUUGCCGCGCCUGGCGCUGCUGAACGUCAGCGAGACCGCGCUCGCCUGGAUCCACCCGCGGGCGCUGAUCGACCUUCCGGAGCUCCGGGAAAUCGGUUUUACCGGGAACGAGAUCGCGGACGCCUCGGUCGUCGGGCGCGCGAUCGUCGACCUGCCGAACCUCUCGAGCCUGAACCUCAACGGGAACCGGAUUUCCCGGUUGACCGAGUCCAGCUUCGUGGACAAUCCGGCGCUCAACCGGCUCACGAUCGCGCACAACUUCAUCACCGAAAUCUCCGCGGGGGCCUUCCAACGGCUCGCGAACCUCCGGGUCCUCGACCUCAGCCACAACCGGCUCCGGCACGUCAGCCCCGAGUUCUUCCUCCAAAGAGUUUCUGGCCCGUCGGCCGCCUCUCUCGAAGAGAUCUGGCUGAUCGGCAACGAGAUCAGGCGCUUCACCGAGCUCAGGGCCAUCCUCGAGGCCCUGCCGGGCCUCAAGUUCCUGGACCUCAGCCACAACCUCCUCGAGGAAAUUCCCUACGGGGCUCUCCGAGGGCACUCGAGCCUCGAACGCCUCCAUCUCGAUCACAACCGCCUGAGCUUCCUGCAACGCGACUCUUUCGCCGGGAUGCCGGCCCUCCGGGAGCUUCGACUGCGCAACAACUCGCUCAACAACCUCCUCGAAACGCCAUUCUGGAACUUACCGGGGCUGAAGGGUUUGGAUCUGUCGGAGAAUUAUUUCCGUCGAGUGGAGCCCCGACUGUUGGGGAACUUGCCGAACCUGCGGCGCCUCGAUUUGAGCGGCAACGGGAUCGGGAGCAUCGAGGUCGAGUCGUUCGUGAGGUCCCCGGCGCUGGAGCACGUAAACGUCUCGAGAAACGCCUUGUCGACGAUCCACCCGAUGACCUUCCGCCAUCUGAGCUCGCUCUACGAGCUCGACCUCGGCUGGAACCGGCUCCUCGAGAUCGUGCCCGGACUGCCGAGGAACAUCGAGCACCUGCACUUGCCGAUGAACCGGAUCGUCGCCCUGCCGAGCCCCGGGACGCGCGACCUCGCCCUCCCGAGCCUGAGGUCCCUCGACCUCAGCGCCAAUGGGAUCGAGCGAAUCCUCCCCGGGACUCUUGCCCAUUUGACCAACUUGAAGAGACUCGACCUCGGGUACAACUCCCUCGCGGUCGUCGACGACCGCACCUUCGACGGGCUCGCCAGACUCGAAUUCCUCGACCUCCGGUUCAACAGAAUCGUCUCCCUCCACGGGAGGAGCCUCGAGCCGCUGACGAACCUCGCCGAGCUCAACCUCCGGGGCAAUCGCCUCGAAAUCAUCAGACCCGAUCUCUUCCAGGACAAUUCUCGCCUCGAGAAACUCGACUUUAGUCGCAAUCGGUUGGCCCAAAUACCGCACGCUACUUUCUCUACUACGAGGGAGCUGAGGGAGCUGUUCGCGUCCCACAACAGCUUGACCGAACUUCCGGUCUCGCUGCACGGCCUCAAGGCGCUCCAGGUCCUCGAUCUCAGCUUCAACAAGCUCAAUAUUCUCUCGCCGGAUACGUUGAGCAGUUUGACGUCUCUGCUGGAGCUGAGGCUGGUGCGGAACCGGAUAAAAGAGCUCCGGGAAGGCGCCUUCGAGAGACUGCCCCGCCUCACGUUCAUCGACCUGGAGAACAACGAUCUACGAUUCAUCGAGAAAAACGCGAUCAGGUCGCUCCCGGAGCUGCAGUCGUUGAGGCUCGGGAAGAACCGAUUGACGAAUAUCCCGGCAGGAGCUUUCACCGAGUUGCCACUGCUCCAGAGCGCGGAGCUGCAGGAAAACCGAAUCCACGAGAUAGCAGCAAACGCUUUCAUAAACGUUCCUCAUUUGCUCUUUCUCAACCUGAGCCACAACGAGCUCCCGGGAAUCGGUUACGUCGGUCUCGAGAGUCUGACGUCCCUCGAAGUUCUCGAUCUCAGUAACAAUCGCAUUUCGAGAAUCUCGACCGAGAGCCUCGCCUCCAUGGAAUGGCUCGUUGAGCUGAAGAUGGACAACAAUAAAAUCUGCAGUAUCGAGGGUUCGCCGUUCGACGACAUGCCGAGACUGCGAGUCCUCAGUCUGCGAGGUAAUCGGCUGAGCUCCGUGGCCGAGAAGGCGUUCAAGAGGCUCCGCUCGAACAUCGCGGUCCUGGACAUCGACGGAAAUCCGUUGUCGUGUUCGUGCAGCAUGCUGUGGCUCAGAGGAUGGCUGCAGCAAGGCUCGAGCGACGGGCCCCGGUGCGCGGACGGUUCCUUGUUCAAAGAGAUUCGAUUGUCGAGGCAGGAUUGCCAGCGGUCUCGAGAAACGGAGCCGAUCCAUCCGGGCUGCGAGGCUGAAACGAUGGCUCCGUCGCCGUCGAAACGUGAGUCGAUAAUUCGAGUUUACGAGGCCGGGAUAAGCGGGGACUCGUCGGCGAGCUGGAUGAACUUCCGGGACCCCCCCGAGGAUCACGCGUCACCGGAGAGUCUCGAUUACCUGAUUUACAACGAUUUCAAUGAGGAUCAGAGGCCCGUGAACGGGAGCGAGGCGGCAGGGUCGAGUCACCAGGAGCCGGCGACGGCCUCGGCGCCCUUGGCAACGAACCACGUGACUCCCCCGCCCCAGAGUCCAGCGGAGUCGGUUUCCCCGCCGAUCCGAGUUGCAGCGAGCACCGGCGCCGGGCAAAAGUCGCAGCCGUCCCGGAACAAGAACUCGUCGGUGCUGCCCUCGCCGAGCAGCUCCGGAUUCACCUUCUUCGGGGUCCCCUUGCCCAGCAUCAACUUCAAUUUGUGGGGCAAUUCGGGCUCGAGGAAAGCCCACAGGAAGGAGGACUCGAGCCACGAGCAGCGACCGGGUCGCGAGCGCUACCGAGUUUACCCGCCAACGGAGCCGGAAAUCCAUCGAGGAGGCUUCUUCCCACUGCCCCAGAGCCAGGGCGGGUUCGUCCCGAUACCGGAUCCGAGACUGACGCACGACCUCGGACCUCCGCCGAGAGCGAACGGCACGCGAGUCUUUCCGGGGCUGGGCAACCGGACCGCGGCGGCAGCGACGGCAGCAGCGACGGUCACGAGAGUUUAUCAAGUUCCUGGAGGAGCGCGGAAGAACCAGAAAGUUCCGGGGAACCCGGACUUGCGGGAGUCCCGAUUACCGACCCUCGGUAAAACGCAGCACGGGAAGGAACGCGAAGAACUGACGACUCCGCGGAGCCCAACCGGGCUCGAUAGGCAGCGGGGAGUGCGACCGAACUCGACGAAGAAUCGUGAAAGCACCGGAUACCGGGUGACCGAGGAUCUUCAGAAUCCUGAAGAAAAAACGACUCUGCCGAUAAGAGUCGAUAAAAGUUCUACGGCAACGAGCGUAGUGACGAGUUCCCCGCAGCCUACGGCGACGUCAGCGCCGCCUCGAACCUUCUUACCAACGGUCACCUCCUCCGAAGUCUCUUCCUUGCCGACCUCGACGUCGAGUCAGUUGUACGAGCGGGAGAUUCAACUCGUCGCAUCGGACGACGAUCGCUCUUCUGCCGAACAAACGGUUCGGACGAGUUCCAACUCUUCGGAAAUGCCUGGGCAAGUUCCACCGAAGAAAAUCACGAAAAUCGGCGUCUGGGACGUCGAGUCUCGCCUGCCCCCGGGGAAACACAUCUCCGCGGAGGAAUCGGACGAUUCGUCCGAUCCUGCGGACGGUCGUUCGACAACGCUCAGAGAGUUCAACGUGAACAAAUCCACGCUGGCAACCACCUCGGAGAACGGAGGCAGCGAAAUAUUGGAAGCUUCGGCUCUUUCCGCUCUCCUCGUUCCCGGAGGCCAAAUCUCGACCUCGAUUUCCUCGAAACCACCCUCCGGACGCUCCACGAUCAUCAAAGUCGCUUCUCCUCAUUUGAAACUCACCGCCGAACGGGACUUGGCUGGCAACGGAAUUCCCACGAAUUCCACUCCCGCUAAUCCGACCCAUCAAAGUAACGCUGUCGAGAAUCCUGCUCCGAAGUUCGAGGGGAACAGCGUCACUGUCGUUGAAGAAAAUCCCUUCAAUUGGUACUUUCAGAAUUAUAAUGAGAGCAACAUCGAACCUUACGUCGCUGUCGUUUACAGCGGUGAGAACAACGUCCUAGUUUCGACCUUCCUCAUCACAGUUUUUCCAUUAUUCCUAGUUUCCCGAAUUAUUCAAGAAUAA